This is a messenger RNA of Jaculus jaculus (lesser Egyptian jerboa), 930 nucleotides long. RefSeq names its product olfactory receptor 2AE1-like. The transcript has a single exon. The record is from RefSeq and is a predicted model, not a curated record. Bases 1 to 930 code for a protein of 309 amino acids. Gene Ontology annotation, molecular function: olfactory receptor activity; G protein-coupled receptor activity. Lineage: Eukaryota; Metazoa; Chordata; Mammalia; Rodentia; Dipodidae. Gene Ontology annotation, cellular component: membrane. Gene Ontology annotation, biological process: G protein-coupled receptor signaling pathway.
AUGUGGGAGGGGAAUCAGACCUCGCUGGCAGACUUCAUCCUGGAAGGGAUCUUUGAUGACUCCCCCCACCACCUCUGUCUCUUCUUCUUGCUCAUGGUGGUCUUCCUGGCUGCAGUGAGCGGCAACAGCCUCACGGUUCUCCUCAUCUGCGCAGACCCCCGGCUCCACACGCCCAUGUACUUCCUGCUCAGCCAGCUUUCCCUCAUGGACCUGAUGCACGUCUGCACCACCAUGCCCAAGAUGGCUGCCAACUACCUGUCUGGCAAGAAGACCAUCUCCUUUGUGGGCUGUGCCACCCAGCACUUCCUGUAUUUGUUUGUGGGUGGUGCUGAGUGCGUCCUCCUGGCUCUCAUGUCCUAUGACCGCUACGUGGCCAUCUGUCACCCGCUGCGUUACCCUGUGCUGAUGAGCAUGAGGGCGGGAAUGGUGAUGGCCCUCGUGUCCUGGCUGAGCGCGUCCGUGAACUCCCUAGUCCACACCGUGAUCCUGAUGACGUUCCCUUUCUGCGGGUCUCGGGUAAUCCAUCACUUCUACUGUGAGUAUCCAGCUGUUGUGAAGUUAGUGUGUGCGGACAUCACUGUGUAUGAGACCACAGUGUACAUCAGCAGCAUUGUACUCCUCCUCCUCCCCAUCUUGCUCAUAUGUACGUCCUACGCCUUCAUUCUCCACAGCGUCGUUCACAUGCGCUCAGCAGGCAGCAAGAGAAAUGCCUUUGCCACCUGCAGCUCUCACCUCACUGUGGUUUUUCUCUGGUAUGGGGCCUGCACGUUCUCAUACAUGAGGCCCCGGUCCCAGCGCACUCCCCUGCAGGACAAAGUCGGCUCUGUCUUCUACAGCAUCCUCACUCCCACCCUGAAUCCUCUGAUUUAUACUCUCCGGAAUAAGGAUGUGGCUAAGGCUCUCAAGAGAGUUCUGCAACACAAUAGCUAG